Molecule: messenger RNA, 4442 nt
Organism: Poecile atricapillus (Black-capped chickadee)
Lineage: Eukaryota; Metazoa; Chordata; Aves; Passeriformes; Paridae
Gene: TCF15
Product: transcription factor 15
Exons: 2
Coding region: 3017-4081 (354 amino acids)
Biological process (GO): developmental process; regulation of transcription by RNA polymerase II
Molecular function (GO): RNA polymerase II transcription regulatory region sequence-specific DNA binding; protein dimerization activity; DNA-binding transcription factor activity, RNA polymerase II-specific
Source: RefSeq, a predicted model, not a curated record
UGUGACAGGAUAGGAUGGGAUAUGAUAGGACAGGGUGAGAUGGAAUAGGAUGGAUGGGGUGGGGUUGAAUGGAUCAGUCCAGCACUGCUUCAUCAGGGCUCAACAGGGUCAGUGUCCUGGUGGCCACAUGUUCCAGCACUGCCGCAGGUCUGGAAUCCAUUUGCCUCGCCGGCCAUGGUGUUUUCCCAGCAGGGCUGAAGCAAUCCCGUGGGGCCGGGGGCAGCCCUGGCCCCUGCCCCAUCUGCUCCCUGUUUAUUUUCUUACACUUAAGUAUCACCUCAAAGAUAAACACUCCCUGGUGUGGGGGGCAGGGGGCAUUUCCCUGGCAGCAGAAGCAGGACCCAGCCCUCAGUGCCCAGCACCCUGAUCCCACAGUGUCCACUAAGAAAGGGAUGCCUGGUUGGACUAGGGUCAGGGCUGCAACCCCAUGCUCAGGCCAUGUCCCUUCCAUGCUCUAUCUCCCAUGCAGGGUCCUGUGAAUGCCUGACCCACUCCCUGGGGUCAGUUACCUUGGCUGGAUCAGCUGGGAUAGCUGGAAUGCCAAACCCCACAAUCCUGGCACCCACUCAAGCUGGUAGAAAUUUUGUUAUGCCACAGCCUCAACUGCACCUCGUGCUGCCCAGCUGAGUCAGAGCCCAGGCCACAGUGCUGGGGGAGCUGGGGGGGGCCCAGGCACAGGGCCUCACGUCCUGUACCAGACGCCUGCCAGGCAGCACAGGAAAACCCGGCUGCUGCCGCGCGUCCUCCUGCCCCACAGCCACAGCAUCCACAGGCAGCUGGACAGGCAGCGAGCAGGCAGUGUUCCCUGCUUCCCAUGGCUCCUGCUGUUCUCCCAGUCAGGGAUGGCAGCUCCUGUCCAUCCAUCCUUCUGUGUGCAGUAUCUGGCAAGGUCACACCUACACACGUCUGUGCCAAUGCGGGGAUGUCACUGCAGCGGGAUGUGGUGGCAUUUGGGGUUUACAUGGCACCCACUGGCACACAUCCACAUCCAUGUGCAACUGCACAAACUCAUGCACACACCCUCCUACUCACAUACAUCCCUGUGCACACACACACGGAUAUACACAUCCAUGCAUGCUUGCAUGUACAGAUAUGUGCAGCUGCACACCCACACACACAUUCAUGAGUGCACACAUGUGCUGCCCCCACCCCACACUGAGCCAUCUCCUGCCUGCUGCUCCUUCUCUGCCUGUGCCCUGCCAUGUUCCAGACCCCACAGGCCACCAGCACCCCACAUGUGGCCAUGCCCUGCAGAAAAGCCCCGGGGCAGCUUGGCUGGAUGUGGGGAGUGGGUGACCCCCCCAGCCUGUCCCCGUCAGCUGGUGGCCAUGUGUGAGAUGUGCAGCUGAGUACACAGCUCUUGCCAUCCAUCUUGUCAUCUGUCAGGGCCAGAGGCUGCUGUGGACCCCCAGACAUGGCUCAGCAAGACUCUGGGGUGAGAGGAGGGCAGAGUGGGGAUGCCCCUCUCUGUACAGGCACCUGCCUUCUCCCUGCCUGCUUCCUGCCUGUCAUGCCAAGGCCCUGCCCAUCCCCAGCUUUGCCCCUGGCACUGCCUGCACAUACCCUUUUGUGGGGGUCUGCACCUGGGCAGGGGCUACAGAAGAAGGCUGGAGUCCCUCAUGGGAACUGAUGCACAGUGAGAGCUGUCAGUGUCACACAGUGCACGUCCCUGCCCAUCCUCAUCCCCAGGAGGAUCCCUGUCUUCUUGCUCAGCCCUGCAUGUCCCCAGCCCCUGGUGUGGCCCUGCAUGUCCCCUGCCCCAGCAAGACCACCAGCCCCCAGCCCAUCUCUCUGCCCCCCACCGUGUGAUUUACAGGCUCUGCACAGGCAGACAAAUGGUGAAGGAAAACAGGGCAGGGGGUCCCGCCAGCCGGGGGCUGCCUGUGCCCUGCGGGGGGCAGAGGGGCCGUUUGCUCACAGCCAGCAGGACGGGAGGCAGUGAAGUGGUGCUGGUGCCAGGCAGCACAGCUGCCCCUGUCAUGGUCCAGAAGCCACAAGCCCUAAAAGCACAAGGAAAGCCCAUGGGAGGACCCAGACCCAGCUACCACAAGCUGCAGUCCUGCAACCAUAGGCUUUUGGCCAUGGGGCAUUGAGGAACAUGAUGCCACCCCAUUCCAUGGCCCCCAGGGCACCCCACUGACCACCUCGCUGGGGUGUUUGUGAUAUACCAGCUGCAUUCCAUGGCCACAGUCUCAGCCCUGGCAAGCCUCCAAGAUUUCCCCCAGCAUCCCUCUCUGGCUGUGGAGCUGAUGGACAGUGGGGACUGCAGCUGGCACUGCCACGUCUCCCAGCCACAUCCCAAGCAGCCCUGGGGCCAUCUGCCAGGAGCCAGGUCCUGCCCUCCACGUUUUUGCUGCUUGAUCUGGAGCAUCGUGGAGGAGGAGGAAAGGGAGGAAGGCAGGCAGGAAGCCUCCCACCUGCUUGGCUCAGCUGGCUACCCCCCUGCCUGCUCCUUGGAGCGUUGGGCUCAGGGCUGGGGGGUUGAAGGCAGAGUGGGACCUGCAUAGACCUCUCUGGUGAGGAUGACCAGGGCCAUAGUCUAUGAUAUUGAGUGCCAAGGAAUGACAAGGAGCAAGGGUCAGGCUGGGGGGCGCCUCCAGCCCUUCCCAGGACACCGGUGAUUCCUGCUGCUGCCAGCUCAUUGCUCCCCUCUCAGGAAAAGACAACAUGUUUCCACUGCCGGCACACACCUUCCUCCUGGGCGGGAGGAAAUGCUCCUGGCAGUGCUGCCUCUCCAUGUCCCCCUGUCCCUUCCCAUGAUGGGCAGGCACGGUGCCAGGCCCUGGGAACAGAGGAGCGAGGAGCGCAUCCCUGCAGGGCUGCCUGCCCUUGCUGAUCCCUGCUUGCCCCGGGCAUCCUCCUGGGCACAGACCCUGUCCCAGUGAGGCAUGGCAGGGUGUGGGCAGCAGCGUGUCCCCCACUGGCAUCCCUCUGAUAAGCACCCCAGGCACUGCACCGGUGCCACCCACUCCUGGUUGCCUUCACCAUCCCAGCUCCUGAGCCCCAUGUUCAUCUCAUGCCACCCUGUGGGGGACCCAGAGCUGGCAAGCGACAGCAAGGCAGGGGCUGGGGACAUGCAGCCUGUGGGCUGACGGUGCGUGACACCACUCUGCAGGUGCCAGAGGCCAUGGCACAGGCAGCACUUGUUGGACAGUGGCGCUGGCACCGCCACGGUUCUGUUACCACCGUGGGCAUGACCUGGGGUCAAGGUGCCCGCAGCCAGGAUGGAGCCAGGCCAGUGGCCAGAGGCAACGCUGGCUCUCAGGGCCGGGGUGAGGACGCUGGCCGCCGGCCGCUGGCCGGAGCUCGGGGGGCCGGCUGGGGGUGGGCUCCGGAGCCAGCCCCUCCCCGGCCGUAUAAAUCCCGAUUCCCCCUGCAGACGGUCGUCCCAGCCCUGCUCAGCUGCCGCGGCGGAGCAGCAGCGGGAAGGCGUCCGGAGCCGCCGUCGCAGCUGUGCCGGCGGGGGAAGGCUCCCCGCAGCCCGGGGGGUCCCCCCAGCAGGGCCGGGGGUGCGGGCGGGCACCCCACCAUGGCCUUCACCAUGCUGCGCCCCGUGGCUGCCCGCGUGCUCUACCCCGACCUCAGCAUGCUCUCGGAGGACGAGGAGAACCGGAGCGAGAGCGACACGUCGGACCAGUCGUUCGGCUGCUGCGAGGGCGCCGAGGCUCGCCGCAAGCUGCCGCGGAAGCCGGGGCCGAUGGUGAUGGUGAAGCAGAGGCAAGCGGCGAACGCACGGGAGCGGGACCGGACCCAGAGCGUCAACACGGCCUUCACCGCCCUGCGGACCCUCAUCCCCACCGAGCCGGUGGAUCGGAAGCUGUCCAAGAUAGAGACCCUCCGCCUGGCCUCCAGCUACAUCUCCCACCUAGCCAACGUGCUGCUGCUGGGCGAGGGCUGCGAGGACGGGCAGCCCUGCUUCAGUGCCAUCUAUGGCGCCAAGGGCGACCUGGACAGCAAACAGCCCCGCAGCAUCUGCACCUUCUGCCUCAGCAACCAGCGGAAAGGGGGCAGUCGGAGGGACCUCGGGGGCAACUGCCUGAAGGUGCGAGGGGUCGCACCCCUGCGAGUGUCGCGGAGAUGAGCCGGGGUCCGGCAGCACCCACCUGAGACAGCGGCAGAGGCAGAUGGAGCCCGCACACGCCAGCCCAGAGACCGCAGUGGGGAGGGAGGGAGCUGCUCACCCGAGGUGGCAGCGGCCGAGCCCAGGCUGGCACCGCACCAACACUGGCCCUGGAGCUGGCAGUGGGGCAGGAGGAUGCUCCUGUGGCCGAGGCUGCCCAUGCAGGGCAGGGCCAGGGAGGGGGUCCCCGCGGCCCAGGGCUGGACUGGAAGGGGCCUGUGUGCAGCCAGCGUCGAGGCACUCCGGGGGGACAGUGUCAUGGCCCUGGGGAUGCUGGUUGUGCACGUGCAGCCGCUUGGAAAAUAAAACCUUAUUUUUCUGA